Molecule: messenger RNA, 1428 nt
Organism: Sinocyclocheilus rhinocerous
Lineage: Eukaryota; Metazoa; Chordata; Actinopteri; Cypriniformes; Cyprinidae
Product: interferon-induced protein with tetratricopeptide repeats 5-like
Exons: 1
Coding region: 1-1428 (475 amino acids)
Biological process (GO): defense response to virus
Cellular component (GO): cytosol
Molecular function (GO): protein binding
Source: RefSeq, a predicted model, not a curated record
AUGGAUCCGGACAGAACUUUGAGAACAAAACUUCUCCAGUUGGAAUGCCACUUCACCUGGGCUCUGAUGAAAGAUGAUAUAGAUCUAAAUGAUGUUCUCAAUAGACUGCAAGAACAGAUUAAGUUGUACCACGUAAAGAAAGAAGGACUUGCCCGAACUUACAGUGCUUUGGCAUAUGUUCAGUUCCUUCUGGGGUUUCACGAGGAGGCACAUAAUAAUCUCAUGACAUCCGUGAAGCUACUCAUGGAAUGCCACCGGGAUGAAUUUCAUAAAACUCUCAUUGUCACUUAUGGAAACCUUGCCUGGUUAAACUACCACAUGAAGAACUACACAGAAUGUGAAAGUUACCUGAAGAAGCUUCAGAAGAUGAAUGAAACCUUUCCAACUGAGUGUUCAUCUGUUCCAGAAGUGCUUGGUGAAAAGGGAUGGACUUUUCUUAAAUUCUCACGCAAAUAUUACAACAUAGCCAAAGAAUGUUUCAGGAAGGCUUUAGAACUGGAACCAGAGGAAGGCGAAUGGAAUGCUGGUUAUGCCAUUGCUCUGUAUCGCACCGAAUACAAGAGUUUCACUCUGGAGAAUUCGCCUACAAUAAAGCAACUGAGACGGGCCAUUGACACGAAUCCAGAGGAUGACGUUCUCAAAGUCCUCUUAAGCAUGCGACUGAUUGUUUACAAAAGGUACAAAGAGGCUGACAGUUUGGUAGAGAAGGCUUUAGAAAGAUCUCCAGAUCACCCACAUGUCAUGCGAUAUGUUGCGAUGUUCUUCAGGAAUCAAGGAAGUGUGGACAGGUCAAUUGCUCUUUUGAAGCGAGCGCUUGAAAGCUCACCCAAUUCAAGUUUCAUACAUCAUCAGUUAGCUCUUUGCUAUAAGUUGAAGAAAAUCCAACUGCGGCAGGAGGGAAGUCACCAUGCCAAAGGGUCAAGAGUUCAACAGAUUCGCGAUCAAUGCAUCUAUCAUUUAGAAAAGGCCACCAGCCUGACAGCCUCCUUCAUUUCUGCAAUGAGCGAUCUAGCGCUGCUGUAUGGAGAGAACCAGGAUAUGUCACGGGCUGAGGAGCUGUUUCAGGUCACUUUCAAAGCAGCCGGAGAGAAAAACGACAAUCUACAUGUUGUCAAUUUUUAUUAUGCUGAAUUCCAGCUCUACUGCCACAGAUGUGAGUCGUUAGCUAUCAAACACUACAUGGAAUGUCUGAAGAUGAGCCCGGAUUCAGUCGAAGGGAAGAGAAGUGCCUACAGUUUAAAGAAGACUGCUGACAAAAUAAUUCAGAGAAACUCGCUGGAAGGGGAGGCUUAUGGGAUACUAGGGUUCCUUCAUAAGGUAAAAGGGGAGAAACGUCAAGCCAUUGAGUGCUAUGAGAAAGCUCUGAGUUAUGAAGACAAUGAUGAGUUCCUCAGUAACCUUAGUGCACUCAGGCUGUCCUUACAGUAA